CUCAAAAUAAAUUUGUAAUACGUUAUAAAUGAUCUAAUUUCAUUAUGAGAGAAUUAAAAAAAAUAGUUUUUCGUUUUAACUCUUUGUGGACGACGACCUUUUCCUAUCGCUUGGAGGUACCGAAGUCUAACAUAAACACCGAUGGUCGCCACUCAGGCGAUAUUCGAUCUGCGGCGUAAAUCGCUGUGGCGUUGGACCCUUAUCGGUACUUGUCGACAGUGUUUUAUACAACACAAAAUAACAUCGUAUUGCCGCAGUGAAACGUAGAAUCAGUUAGUUUCUCCACGAUCGUUGAUGUGAACAGUAUAUUUCGUCCCAGUUACAGUUUGAAAGCGUGUUUUGUGUUAUUACCGUUGUUUUUCACUUGUGUCAAACAUUGUUGCUUUUGACGAAAAUUUUACCAUCAACCGUUUUAUAAAAAAAACCCGUCAUGGAUGACGCGGAAUUAGUCCGAAUGGUUGACCAGAUGGAUCUAGCACAUAGUGACGAGGAAGAAAUCGUGGCAUCAAGAAGUCAGCAUCCACGUAGGAUCUACAGUGAUAGUGAAGCGAGCGAUGACAGCGAAUCAGAAUUAGAGGGAAACGAUACCGAGGAAGAGCUGAGAGAUUUCCGUGAAGUUACCGUGGCCAACGACAGCGAAUAUAAUCCUCGCCCACAAUUUGUGGAAAUUGCUGAGCCUAAACAUAUGCCAGCAAGAAAUUCCAUGCCGAGAGCGUAUUUUGAUCUUUUUUUUACGGAAGAAUUUUUGAGCUUAUUGAGAAGUGAGACGAAUCGAUAUGCCAGGCAGUUCCUGAAUAGAAUCAAUGUUCCCUCAGGAUCCAGAAUAACAGAGUGGAAGGCAACCACAGUUUCAGAAAUAAGGGCUUUUAUUGCUGUGCUCUUGGAAAUGGGUAUAACACGUAGACCGACACUUUUUAGUUAUUGGUCAACAAACCACAGACAAAUCCCAUGGUUUGGCCAAAUGUUCAGUCGCAACAGAUUUCAAUUAGUUUGUAGGUUUUUCCAUGUAGUAGACAAUGAAAAAUUACCAGCACGUGAUAAUCCAGAAUAUGACCCUACAGCGAAAUUUCAAUCAGUCGUUAUCCACGCAAACAAUAAGUUCAAAUUUCAUUAUUCGCCUAACCAACAUCUGAGUAUUGAGGAAUCAUUAGUCGGCACGAAGUGUAGAACGUCGUUGAUUCAAUAUCUGCCAAAUAAAAAGCAUCACAGGUGGGGUAUCAAGUUUUGGAUGUUGACUGAUGCAGUUACCCAUUACUGCUUAUCGUUCUUCUGCUAUAGAGGAACUAGGGAUCAAACUGAUGAAGAAGAAAUAAAGAAGAAUGGUCUUGGCCACGUCGUGAUUCAUAAAUUAUUGAAUAUGGGAAAUUAUUUUAUGAAAGGCUAUCACGUGGUAGCAGACAAUUUUUUUACAAGCAUUCCGUUAGCAAGAGCACUGUUUGAAAAAGGGACAUAUCUGACUGGCACAAUCCGCAGCAACAGGAAAUAUAUUCCAUCAUUUAUGAAGCCUAAAUUGCAAGAGGGCGCAUCUAAGUACGCCCGAAAUAAUGAAGUAUUACUAUUAGCGUACCGGGAAAAAAAGUCGCAGAAGAAAAAUGUUUUACUAAUGUCCACAUUUGAGAAGGCUCAGAACAAAACGACUACAAUCAGAAAAAGGAAUGCACAAAUACAGGUCGAAAAACCAGCAAUCGUAGCUGAAUAUAACAAACACAUGGGAGGCGUAGACACGUCAGACAUGAUGCUAUACUCAUACUUAGAUGAAAGAAGAGCCAUAAAAUAUUGGAAAAAAGUAGUUUUCUCCAUUUUCUCCCGAAUGGUGCUGAAUGCCUACAUAUUAUAUCGUCACAAUACAGACGGCAAAACCAAAACAAGACUAGAAUUCAUUACUGAUGUUAUCCAGUCGAUAACCACUGAAUGGUUGGCACUAAAGAGGAUAGCACGCGACACACCAUUAGCGGAAACUUCAACAAAUGUGCCCCGCAUAGGUGUACGGAAACUGCCUGGAAAACUGGAAAGGGUUUGCGUGGUGUGCAGCAGAAAGGAUGGUGGCCCAAAGAGAAAAUCACGCACAGUUUGCAAUAAGUGCAACAAAGGAUUGCAUGGAGUGUGCAUUAGUAGCCACGAAUGCUAAAUAAAUUAUUUGUCAAUGUUAUAUUACCGAUAACAAUUACAUAUUUCGAAAGAGAUAAUCCGCCUGGCGCCUACCGUGUACCUUCAAGUUAUGUUUUAUUUUUGUUAUGUAAUAUUGUUUAUCUUGUUACAAAAUAUAUUGGAAAUACAAAGUAUAUGCUUCAUAAUAAUUGACCCAUAUAAAAUUAUGGUGAAAAGAUGGCUGUUUGUAUGUGCGAAUACGUUUUGUACGAGAGAACUCAACUUUUACUUCAUUUAUAAACAUAUAUACCUUUGCUUUUUCUAUAAUUCUCAAAUGAGUACAAAUAAACUAGUGUCAUUGUUUAGUUCUGUAUUUCAUCUAUAAUACGCAGCUUUUUGAAUCAUGUAAAUAUCGUUUCUCGUUUGGUUUUUAUAAGCAUUUUCUCGAACCCUUGUAAAACUGUGAAAUUCGGCCGGUUAUUCUCGCAUAGGCACCUCUAUUUCGCCCGGCACUAAAAGGGUUAAUAUAUUUUUUUUCAAAUUUUCAAAAGUAAUUCUUAAGAUUUAUUUUGUGAUAUUAAUAACAUUUUCUUCCUAAAAUUGAAAUAUAUACCAAUAUUCUUAUCCACUUUUAAUCCGUAAGAGUGGACAUACAGGAGUAAAACCUAUAGACACCUACAGACGCAUGAACAAACAAAUGUUUCUCAGUUUUGUUUUGAACGACAUUUUCAACAACUUGUCUCUACCAUUUUAGCUUUUCUCUUAAUUUUAUAUAUUCUCACACACGUAUACACACAUACGUACAUAAAAGGUAUGGAAGAGAUUUAAAAGUAAAUGAUAUUUG
Dinoponera quadriceps is the source of this 2932-nucleotide messenger RNA. RefSeq names its product piggyBac transposable element-derived protein 4-like. Bases 431 to 2128 code for a protein of 565 amino acids. The record is from RefSeq and is a predicted model, not a curated record. Lineage: Eukaryota; Metazoa; Arthropoda; Insecta; Hymenoptera; Formicidae. The transcript is spliced from 2 exons.